Messenger RNA from Fusarium oxysporum Fo47, 612 nucleotides. RefSeq lists its product as uncharacterized. The transcript has a single exon. The annotation marks the transcript as partial. The record is from RefSeq and is a predicted model, not a curated record. Lineage: Eukaryota; Fungi; Ascomycota; Sordariomycetes; Hypocreales; Nectriaceae.
AUAUCUGAACAAACACAAACCCUUCCCAACGGCGCAGUCCAAAUCGCCCCUCGAACUGGUACCGCGUUCCGAGUCUCCAAAGGUCAGAGGUUCUCGGUCAUUGAUCCCAAAGGCGCCUCAGUCGGUGACCUUGUGGCCUUCAGUGCCAGCGACCCUCGCGAAGCUCUCAGCAACAGCCGCUCCUUCGACUAUGCCACCAAGAUCUUCUUCUCGGUUGGCGAUAAACUCUACAGCAGCCGAAGCAACGUCAUGCUCAGCAUCGUCAAAGACACAGUCGGCAAGCACGACUUUCUUUAUACGCCUUGCUCCAAGGAUACGUUCCAUCUGAUGUAUGAGAACGCUCCGGAAUUACCAGGUUGUCAGGGUAAUCCGGCAUAUGCCCUUGCCAAGUUCGGCAUUCAAGAAGAUAGCAUUCCCACUCCUUUUAACGUUUUUAUGAACGUUACUGUGGAUGGCAAUACUGGAGUAUUGGAGAUUAAGCCGCCUCUGAGCAAAGCUGGUGAUCAUAUCGACUUUAUCGCCGAGAUGGACUUGAUCAUCGGCCUCACAGCAUGGUCUGCACCAAAGACGAAUGACGGCAGUUUCAAGCCCAUUGAGUACAAAUUACAUUGA